Messenger RNA from Monodelphis domestica (gray short-tailed opossum), 2700 nucleotides. Lineage: Eukaryota; Metazoa; Chordata; Mammalia; Didelphimorphia; Didelphidae. The record is from RefSeq and is a predicted model, not a curated record.
AUGGCGAAGUCCAACAUUGUUCACUCCCCCCACCCUAGGACCCCAGCCCGGAAUCGAUUGUCCUCGGUGGGCGGCUCCGCGGCCUGCUGGGACCAGCCCCCACCAGGGGGUGGGACUUCGCGGGGAGCCCGCCCACGGGCGGGGCCGCUGGUCUUCGGCUGCCGGAGAGCGGGGAGGAUGCCCAGUCGAUUGCCGAUCAGCCCGGCGAGCAUCAUGGCUUCUCAACCUUCGAGGCGCCUUCUCCUGGUGUCCAACUCGCGGCUGUACGGGGAGGGCUACCUGGAGCACUGCGAACAGCAAAUGCGCAGCUUCUUCGGGGGAAAAGUGAAUCGAGUUCUUUUUAUUCCAUAUGCACUUUAUGAUCGAGAUGCCUAUGCCAAGACUGCAAGAGAAAAAUUUGAAACCUUAGGAUAUGGGCUAGACAGCAUUCAUGAAUCUUCUGAUCCUGUGGAAGCUAUAAGAAAAUCUGAAGCCAUAUUUGUAGGUGGUGGUAAUACUUUCAGACUUCUAAAAACAUUGUAUGAUUUAAAUCUGAUUCCUGAGAUCAGGGAAAGAGUCCUACAUGCAGGUGUUCCAUACAUGGGAUCUAGUGCUGGAACAAACAUAGCCACCAUCAGCAUCAAUACAACCAAUGAUAUGCCAAUUGUAUUCCCACCAUCAUUAGAAGCUUUGGGAUUUGUUCCUUUUAAUAUCAAUCCGCACUACUUGGAUCCAGAUGUUAACAGCACACAUAUGGGUGAGACGCGUGAAGCACGGAUUCUUCAGUAUCACGAGGAGCCACACACCCCUCCAGUGCUGGUAUUGUCUGCUUUUUGCUUCUACAGCCAAUUUCAACAGUGGGAAGCUAAAGAUAAGACCCUAUGCAUAGCUACCAUCCAAGGGCUUUACCUGAUUUUGUGUUUGCCUCUCUCAUCUUUCCUCUACAUUUUUUUUCUUCCACUGCUCCACUUUUCAUUUGCUUCAGCCUAGAAUCUAAGACUAGAAGCACUUUAAAUUACACUCCAAGAAGAAAAUCAGUUUUCUUUACAAGUGAUGAAGAGAUACUGCCAGGGAAACAAAAGUAAGAAAACUAGCUUUCUUCCCAGAAAACAACAACUGGUCAGUCAUCAAGUUAGGACUGAAGCAAGGCUGAUGGACUGGAUAGUUAGGAAGAGCUUUAUUAAAUGCUUUUUGUGUAUCAGGCACUGGGGAAGUCAAAAGGCAAAAUAGGUUUAGGAAGGGGUGAGGCAGAAGGAAAUGACUGGUCACUGAUAUAGGAAUUAUUUCCAAAUGAGUUAAAAAGAUAAAAUUCAACACCAAAUUAUAAGAAAGGAUAAAGAUGUGGUACAAUUAAAACUAAAAAUAUAGAGAGUAAAUAAGGGAACGGACAUUCAACUGAACUAUCAACUUUUGUUAUAUACAUUUAAUCAGUGAAAGCACCUCCCCCAGAGCUAUUUCAAAACAGAAUCAUAAACCAGCCAAAGGCAGCAGUUUUAGGCUGUAAAUUCAUUUGUAAAGUUUUAUGGCUGAGGAGAUAGAACAAUACUUUCUGAUAAUGAGGUAAGCAAUAGAGUAAAAAAAAAAACAAGCUUGUAGAAAGCUAGGAACUAGUUGUUUGGUCUUAUCUCCUGGAGACUUAAGGAAGAAACAGAAAAGCAAACAAGUAAACAAAAACCAUGGAGAUGAUCUUUCAGAAAUUUGGAACUAACCCUUUUCCCUAUUAAUGACAGUGAGGCUACCAUGAAUAUUGUAGCCCCUCGUGUGCUGGGAGAUAAAGUAGAAAUUUUGGGAAAUGCAGCUGAAUUUAGACCAAGCAUAUUCAGAAGUCUGCUCAGAAGGUAGAGUAAUUGUGAGAUUUUUGAGGAAUUCUCAAGCUAUCCAAAAGUCAGAAAUAUUAGAAAAAAUUAGGGACCUUCAACAAGGUGCCUGCCAUGCACCAACAGUCCAUUAUUUAAAAAAUAGCGACCUCUUUAUUGAGUUGUACAAUGGGAAGAGUACUGAUUUUUGCUGAAGUUGCUUACUACUAUCACAGACUAUUUCCAGUUGAAAAUCCAAGUAGAACAGGGAUUCUCCAGUGAUCGGAAGACCUUUCACAUGUUCUUGUUUGGGCAGGACAUGUGUUAUCAAGCUUCCGAUUAUGCAGAACCUCCUACAUAUGAUCCAUAACUACACAAGAAUUUAGCCUCAAGGUUAGACUGUCAUCCAGACGGAGAGGAAGUUGGAUAGAGUCAUUGGUACUUAUCUUAUGGUCAAACUUUGAAGGUGUGUGUUGAACCUGGGCCCAGAUAGAGAAAGCUGAAUUGCAUUUGGAAAAUUCCAUAGUGCGUUUAUUUUUGUUUGUUUUUUGAAUCCUUACCUUCUGUCUUAGAAUCAAUACUGUGUAUUGGAUUCAAGGUAGAAGAACAGUAAGGGUUAGGUGACUUGUCCAGGGUCACCCAUCUAGGAACUGUCUGAGGCUGAAUUUGAACCUAGGACCUCUUGUCAGUGGGCCUGGCUCUCAAUCCUCUGAGCCACGGUGCCCCCACAUAGGGUUUUUAGUAAGGGUCUCCCUCCUCUAGUUAUAAUGAAUUUUAAUUUAUUUUGUAUUUGUUCAUGUUCUCUCUCCCUUUAGAGUAAGUUCCUUGAAAGCAGAGAUUGUUUAAUGUUUUGCUUUACAUUUAUGUGUCCUAACAUAGUGCUCAGCAUGCUGUAGAGUUUAAUAAAGGCCCAUUGAUUGCUAUA